Molecule: messenger RNA, 1697 nt
Organism: Exophiala xenobiotica
Lineage: Eukaryota; Fungi; Ascomycota; Eurotiomycetes; Chaetothyriales; Herpotrichiellaceae
Exons: 1
Coding region: 311-1531 (406 amino acids)
Biological process (GO): double-strand break repair via homologous recombination
Cellular component (GO): Slx1-Slx4 complex
Molecular function (GO): 5'-flap endonuclease activity; crossover junction DNA endonuclease activity
Source: RefSeq, a predicted model, not a curated record
GGGAGUUGUUGUUAUUAUCCACGGUCCCAUUCUGCCAACAAAACAACCACUGCUCAUCAGACAUACCACAUCUCCACGCAAUCCAAGCCUGACAAUGUGAAGUCUGUGACACCCGCUUCAACAUAUGAAUCAUUUCUCGCCACAAAUUAAAAGUUGAUAAGGGCCCCUACCUUAGUGAGCAACUCGUAUUGGCUUUAUCUUUGACACGUUUGAUAUCCUCAAGCACCACUCGGACAGGCUUGCUGCAGAGGUACGGUCCAGCUGGUGGCCAUUUUCGACGCGCAUACCGACCCUGCAGAGCAAAAUUCAUAUGGAUAUCAAACCGAUACCUGCAUUCUAUUGUUGCUACCUUCUGCGCUCAACAGUCCGCCACGCCAGCGUUUACGUCGGCUCUAGUCCAGAUCCUGCCCGACGGCUUGGUCAGCACAAUGGCAGAGUCCAGGGUGGUGCUGUACGGACAUCUCGAGCCACACUCCGCCCAUGGGAAGUGACUUGCAUCGUGGCUGGCUUCCCCUCCAACAUCGCCGCCCUCCAAUUCGAAUGGGCCUGGCAGAACUCCCAUCUGACCCGACACAUCACACCUAAUGACCGCAUCUCUUUCGCCACGACGCGCACCAAGACUUCCAGAAGCGGCAAGACAACAAAGAGACCCGGCAGACCGAGAACCUCGUUGAUGGACAAGUUGUCAAAUCUGCACCUGCUGCUCAGAGCAUCUUACUUCUCCAAAUGGCCUCUUGAGGUCCGCUUUUUCAACCAAGAUGCUUACCGGUCCUGGGAAACCUGGUGUGAGCGAGUCGAUACCAACAUUUCCCCUGACAUCAAAGUCCAUUUUGACCCAUCUCAAACACAACCUCACCAAGACCAGGAUGAAUUCACUUCAGCUCAGCCCCUGCAGAAGAGAAGAAAGGCAGACUUGAUCGGCAAAGGCGGAGUUGAUGGCGUCGACCCCACAUAUGCCCGUCUGCGUGGAGUUUUCGAGAAAAGUCAAUUCCUCCUCGACGAAGAUGAUGAGCAAAAGUGUACUGUGUGCCACAGCGGCAUCGACCUAAAAAAGGGCUUAUUUGUCAUCUGCCACACCGAUCAUUGUCGAUCUAUAUCACAUGUAACGUGCUUGGCAGAAACAUCCCUGAAACAGCUGGGGUCAGCCUCACUUGUACCACGAACAGGAUAUUGUCCCUCGUGCAAGCUGGAACACUCGUGGCAGGACCUGAUGCAGCAGGUGACUCUGCGGAUGCGAGGUGUGAAAGAGAUCAAGAGACUGCUGGGCAAGAAGGGCAAAGGGACCGCUGCGACUGCGGCAGAGAUCCUGGAGGCUGAGAGUGAGGAGUCUGAGGCUGAAGAGGAAGUCCUUACCGCACAGGAAGUGGUUGAUGAGGAGCUGGGCGAUGACCAAGAUUGUGAUGAUGCAGCGUCGAUCGCCUCCACAGACUCAUACAUAAGCAGAGCGUCCGACUUUGAGGCUGGCGAGAAACCAGUGGUAAGCCAGCCAAGGUUAGAAAUCGUCAUCGAAGAUAGUGAAGAUGAAAGAUGACACAACUUCGAGCGGUUCUAUGCUGCAAGCAAAGGUCCGAGUCUCUGAAGGGGCCCUGGAGCACUGCCUUCCGCUAACUCUUUGACGCUUGCCGAAAUCUCGGAGGCCACUUCGUCCAUGGUUCGUCCAGCGUUCACUAUCCGGACCGGGACAUCGUCAAGUCUGG